Molecule: messenger RNA, 612 nt
Organism: Juglans regia (Persian walnut)
Lineage: Eukaryota; Viridiplantae; Streptophyta; Magnoliopsida; Fagales; Juglandaceae
Exons: 1
Coding region: 1-612 (203 amino acids)
Source: RefSeq, a predicted model, not a curated record
AUGGGGAAUUGCUCUGUCAAAGGGGUCACAAGAGAUUGUUACAACUCUAUAAGGGUUCUGAGUGAUUCUGGAGCUGUAUUACAAUUCAGAGGCCCUAUUACAGCUCGAGAAAUCCUUAACGAUCACCCGGGAUAUGGCAUUUUCCGGCAGGGUCAUGCGUCAUCACCCGUGCAGGACCUCGAUUGCCUAAUCGGUGGUCAAUUAUACUAUCUACUUCCACUUGUUAAGGAGUGUGCUCUUUGCAACAGAGAAGUCAAAGAACCAGUGCAGAACAAAAUGACGAUCGAGCAAUUAGAGGCCGAGUGGAUGCAAGCCAAGAGGUCGAUGAGUGCAGCAACGGAUGUUGCUGAGAAUUUGGCAGAUGGAUCGGCUCUUGAGGUGCUGCCAUCGGUUGAAGUUGGAGUUUGGAGAGUGAAGUUGGUGAUUGACACAAAACAGUUAGAGGAAAUACUGUCGGAGCAAGUGAACACUGAGGCUUUGAUCGAGAGAAUGAGGAUGGCUGCAAGCUCUGCUAGCCCAACACCAAAGCAGACGAAGGGUGCUUGGGCUUGGGGAAUGGGUUGGAGGCCGACCUUGCCUAACCUUUUCAAGGGCCUUGACCAUGGAAAAUAA